Baudoinia panamericana UAMH 10762 is the source of this 1910-nucleotide messenger RNA. RefSeq lists its product as uncharacterized. The record is from RefSeq and is a predicted model, not a curated record. Gene Ontology annotation, molecular function: zinc ion binding; ubiquitin protein ligase activity. Gene Ontology annotation, cellular component: cytoplasm. The transcript has a single exon. The coding region runs from base 47 to 1513 and encodes 488 amino acids. NCBI's taxonomy places the organism in Eukaryota, Fungi, Ascomycota, Dothideomycetes, Mycosphaerellales, Teratosphaeriaceae.
GAGGAAGUCAAGCAUUUCUCCAAUUCGAUCAACAGCUAAGGGCGUCAUGGCAGACUCAGACCAAGUGAAUGGCGACUCACAGCACAUUUCUUCCUUCUCUCAAACAGCACAAGACUAUAUCGCGUCCCAACUCCGCCUUGAGGCAGACGCGCGCGAAGUGCUGCCCUACCAAUUCGACUCUUGCACCCAACCCCUCGGUCCCCUUCGCCAAUCCGUCUUCGCCUGUCUCACCUGCACGCCCCCACCCGCCUCACCCCACCAACAUUUCACGCCGGCGGGAGUCUGCUACUCAUGCAGCAUCAGCUGUCACGGCGACCACAACCUCGUCGAACUCUUCUCCAAGCGCGACUUUGUCUGCGACUGCGGUACGACGAGGCUGGCCAGUUGCGGCACGCCUUGCUCUUUACGGCAUAAUGCUGUGACGGGACGAAAGGGUGGCGUGGUGGGUGAGGAAGCGAGGGAGGGGAAUCGGUAUAAUCAUAACUUCCAGGGCAGGUUUUGUGGAUGUGGCGAGGAGUAUGAUCCGGAGAGGGAGAAGGGAACGAUGUUUCAGUGUCUUGGCUUAGGGACGAUGGAGGAGGGGGGGUGUGGGGAGGAUUGGUGGCAUGCGGAGUGCUUGAUGGGAUUGCCGAGGCAGAAGAGUGAGGGCGUGUCAGGAAAAGCGACGAUGAAUGGCGAGCUUGAGCCUGUCAGAGAGGAGGACGAGGUGGAAGGUGCUGCGGCAGUGCAGCAUGAAGUCGAACCACCGCUUCCGCCAGGCUUCCCAGCGGAGGACGAUUUCGACCACCUCAUCUGCUACAAGUGCGUCGAUGCCUUCCCGUGGAUCAAGCAGUACGCAGCUACACCAGGCUUUUUACCCGCUGUCCCGAUGCAACUCAACGCAAACGACGUGGUCACCGACCGCUCAGCCGAGAGCAGGAAACGCAAAGCCGACGACGACGUGAACGAGGCACAAGACACUAAGAAGGUCAAAGUCAACGAAGAAGCGUCAUCACUCGAAUCAAGUGUCGUUGACGAAGCGAACGGCAACGCCAACAAACCGAGACACACGACCCUCCCCUCCCCACCCCGAGGCAGCAUCUCCCUGUUUCUGAAAGAAGACUUCCGUGACCAUCUCUGCCGCUGCACCGACUGCUUCCCACGCCUCGCCCGACACCGCCAGUUGUUCGAAGAAGAAGAUUCCUACGAACCACCCCUCUCCGAGAGCUCCGAAGGACAAGCCCCAGCCAGCGUCACCGGCAGAAGCGUCAACUCUGGAUCUCUACUCGAACGGGGCGAGGCUGCACUCUCGUCUAUGGAUCGAGUGAGAGCGAUUGAGGGCGUGAUGGCGUACAAUCAUGUCAGGGACAAGGUUAAGGCGUUUUUGCAGCCGUUUGCCGAGAGCGGACAGGCUGUUGGGGCGGAGGAUAUCAAGGCUUACUUUGCUAAGUUGAGAGGAGAUGAGGCGGGAAUGAAGGGGAAGGUGGUUGGGGAGGGAGGUCGAGAAAGCAGGAAGGAGCAGGAAGGGUAUUAAGCUGUUGCUUGAGCACCUGCUGGGUACAGGCAGCGGGAAGGUUACGGUUAGCGUGGUGCUCGGAAAGCGGAAAAGCUGAUUGGCUGGUGAUCCUACGGCUACCGUCAACUCCCCGUCCAAGACGGAUUGACAUCUCCACCUUACACACUUGCACAACCUUGCAGCACGAGCUCCGUAGAAACAGAGCUAUCUCAUUCGAGCCGUCGCAUUAGUGGCUCUCUGGUUGGCCGUCCACUCCGGCAUCUCUGGACACCGCCUGGCCGCCAUGAGUAUAGCCUCACUAACACCGUUGGCUCGAAUGGACCUAUAGAAGUUGUGCAAAGCCGAGCAGUAAGCCACGGCAUCGAACAUAUAAGAAUGUAGGCAGGUAAGGUAAAACUACCACUCAUUGUCACUU